AUGACAGUCACCGCGCUAUCACUUGACGACAAGAAAGCUGCUCUGCUUGCUCACGUCGUCGAACAAAUCGAAAAGAACGUCACAUUCUUGGUUUCCGAGGAUUACCUUCCGGAGGCAAAUGCCUCAGCAUUCCUGUCCACUCUAUCGAAUAUUAGCUACCAGCAGUUCGAGAAGAUCACCACAAGGACGAUGGCCCCUCCACAGCCCACUAGGCGACCUAGCGGCGGAGUACCUACACCAUUCGCGACCGUUUCACCUUUAUCUACGCCGCCUGCGACACCCUCGCUACCUCCACGGUCCGCUCCUAGACAGGUCUCGACAUCAUUUACGACUGAAACUCCACGUGCGACACCUUCCUUACCCGCUACCACAGUUUCUCAAUUCACCACUUGCCGGGCGAUCUGGGGCUUUAAUGAAAACGGGGAGAGCUCUGAUGAACUUUCAUUUACCGCCGGUGAAAUCAUCGAAAUUGUCGAAGAAAGUUCCUCAGAUUGGUGGUUGGGAAGAGUGAAUGGAACGGAGGGUUUGUUUCCUUCGAGCUACGUUGAUAAGCUCCAAGUAGGUGCUACCGCUGGACGGCUACCUCCUCCCAAACGAGCGGCUCUUGCAGAACCCAAUCGCUACUCAAAUACGAGGUUUGCUCAGCGACGUCAAAUGAAUGAUGACCGUUGA
Molecule: messenger RNA, 672 nt
Organism: Marasmius oreades (fairy-ring Marasmius)
Lineage: Eukaryota; Fungi; Basidiomycota; Agaricomycetes; Agaricales; Marasmiaceae
Exons: 2
Coding region: 1-672 (223 amino acids)
Biological process (GO): protein transport to vacuole involved in ubiquitin-dependent protein catabolic process via the multivesicular body sorting pathway
Cellular component (GO): ESCRT-0 complex
Molecular function (GO): protein binding
Source: RefSeq, a predicted model, not a curated record